Actinia tenebrosa (Australian red waratah sea anemone) is the source of this 3552-nucleotide messenger RNA. RefSeq names its product meprin A subunit beta. Gene Ontology annotation, cellular component: membrane. Lineage: Eukaryota; Metazoa; Cnidaria; Anthozoa; Actiniaria; Actiniidae. Gene Ontology annotation, biological process: proteolysis. The record is from RefSeq and is a predicted model, not a curated record. Gene Ontology annotation, molecular function: metalloendopeptidase activity; zinc ion binding.
GAUGACCAUGGUUUGGUUAAGAAGCUAAUUGAUCGAACAAUGCCUUGGUUGACACAACUCCGCCUGAGUUCGCUAGCGAAAAAGUAAGCUGGACGGUUUAUAUGUGUUAAGAGCAGAUUAUUAUAUUUGACAAUUAGAAUGUCUGAAGGUUUUAAACAUCUUCUCUCACAUGGAUUUGUUGACAUUAUAUUCUUAGUGGUUGUGACGCAAAAUGACCUUGACAUAUACCACAACAAUAACAUAGUUGAACUGCGAUCACAGGGAUGCAAUUCAAAGCUUUGGAUCGAAAAUAAUAGUACCAUGUUGAACACAUUUGUCAUGUUGUUUGAUUGACGGGCUUAAUGUUGUCAUAAUGGCAUGUUUUACGUACAUCUUGUCUGUCAACGAAAAUCACUGAAUUGAUGGAAAGUUCGCUUCUAUUUGAACGAUUUGGAGUUCUGUUUUUGUCGAGCGUCGAGCGUCGAGGGUCGAGAGUCUACGUCAACUCAACGAUUUGUAGUGUUCAGUCGACUCAAUAUAACAAGAGCUCUGUUUGAAAGCGAAGUUGGUUUUACUGAGAGGAAAGGCUACUGAGGUAGAAACGAAAACGUGGCUACAAGGAUGGGUCAGUUAAGUGCAGUCCUAAUCGGCUUCCUAGUUCUUCUAGUUUUCAACAUCGUCAAUUUACAAGGCUCCGUGAUUCGUAAAUCCUUUUAUGAUAGCGUGUUGGAAGGCGAUGAUACGAUUAUGGAUCAAAUCAGCAAAGUCAACGAAAUGACGAAUCACGUGGCAUAUGAAGCUGACAUUGUAUUAACCGAGCGAGACGAGUCGACUGUACAUGAGAGAAGAAAAAGAAGAAACGCUGUUAGAGAGAGAAAGAAGUUAUGGCCGAAAAGAGUGGUUCCAUAUGAAAUAUCACCAGGAAUGGAGGCGUAUGUAGACAACAUCUUGGCGGCCAUCAAGGAAUUCCAGAAGCAUACAUGCUUAACUUUCGUGCAGAAGACAAAAGAACGAAACUGGAUUAAAUUCACUAAAGAUCGAGGAUGUUGGUCGUACAUCGGUAGGAUCUACUGGCGCAAGGGGGAACAAAACUUAUCAUUAGGCACGCGUUGUAAUACCAAGGGCAUCAUUAUGCACGAGAUGAUGCACGCAGUGGGCUUCUGGCACGAGCAGAGCAGACCGGACAGGAACCAGUUUGUGGAAAUCCUUUGGGAAAAUAUACAAAAGGGAAUGGAAAGUCAGUUUAACAAGUACAAGCAUAACAAAGUAGAUAACCUUGGUUUUACCUACGACUACCAGAGCAUCAUGCACUACGGGAAGAAGACGUUCUCCAGAAAUGGCCUACCCACGAUACGAUCCCUGGACAAUCCCAGCAUGCGCCUGGGGAGUAAAGACGGCUUCAGUCCCAUGGAUAUUGAAAAGAUGAAUGCUCUUUAUGAAUGCUCACAACAAGAAUCAAAUGGCUGGAGUGACUGGAGUAUCUUCACGCCGUGCAACAACAGAUGUAUUAAGACAAGGCAACGAGUUUGUUUCUCUUCGGACCUCGAAGACUGUCCGGGUGCUUCGUCUAACAGAGUUAAAACUCAAAGACUGAAGUGUCCUCCGAAGGAAUGCUACACUCCUGUUGAUGGUCAGUGGGGUCGAUGGAGCGAGUGGGGAGCAUGUGACAAGACCUGCGGUUAUGGAGUACAAAAAAGAAAGCGAUCGUGCAACGAACCAAAACCAAAACAUGGCGGCAAAGAAUGCCGUGGUGCUGACACUCAGAAGCGCAUGUGCAACAUGCGGCCAUGCUCUGAUGGUAAUGACAAAUGCAACUUUGAAAAGGAUUUCUGUCACUGGGAGAACAUCUGGAGUACAACGUCAACGUUUCACUGGAGAAGGCAACGUGGACCAACACCGAGCCGAAACACGGGACCGAUGGCUGAUCACACUACAGGCAAAGGCUACUACGUUUAUCUUGAAACAAGCUGGCCAGCGAGACUUGGUUACACAUCAACCCUGUCUAGUAAAUGGCUAGAAGGUUCAGAGGCUCGUUGCCUAUCCUUCUGGUAUUCGAUGCACGGCCAAUCAGUAGGGUCUAUAAGAGUCUAUAUUACAGAUGAUUUAGAUGUUAGGAAGCUAUUAUGGUUGAGGUCUGGUCCACAAGGAUGGUCGUGGAGAAAAGCAUCUAUACAAAUCAAUUCGCAUUCUAGAUAUAAAAUAAUCUUCGAAGGAGUCCGCGGUAACGGCUACACAGGAGACGUAGCACUAGAUGACAUUGCAUUUGUCAAUGAAAAUUGUGAGCGACCAGACGCUCUCUACACACACAUCUAGCUACUAGAACAACAACUAUGACAUCAUACCUUGUGCGUGUUUUCUCUUUUGCUUUGGAUUCCAUCCCUUGGUUGAGAUUCGAUCUUGGUCUUUCAAAUGGCCAAACUUCGCCUGCCUUCGGUUAGUGCUCGUCUUUGAUCGACAAGUGCUCCGCUGCGAUCGACCAUUCCUCGUCUGGGAUCGAUCAGUGCUCGGCUGGGAUCGUUCAGUGCUCGCCUGGGAUCGUUCAGUGCUCGGCUGGGAUCGUCAGUCUUCGACGAUAAUUUGUCAAUAGCGACUUUGAUUUUUCAAUUGCGAAAUAACAGGCGCAUACGCAAUCAAUCAUUUAGCCUUCACGUGAUAAGUAAUAGUCGAACCACGUGACGUGAAGUAACUGGUCAGCAUUGAAGUCAAUUACAUGUACAUAAAAAUCAACUCAGUUUAAAAAAUCAUGCAACUGCAUUUUGAAUCACUGUUAAAAUCUUCGGAUUUGCAAAGUAUACUGAAAUUACAGUUUUAUAAGUUUUGGUAACAUACCAUUCCAUUGAGAAUGAACAUAUGAAAGAGCUAAAUUACAUUUGUUACGUUCUUUUGUCCUUCGCAAUACCUCCGGCUUGAGCUCGGCGCAUGUUCGGUAGAAGUUCGGCUACUUGAAAUUUUUGUUUGUUCUUAGAUGGAGGCUAGAAAUGCAAAUAAUUCUAAUUUUUGUGCAUUUUUGCACUUCGUUUUGAGAAUUCCGCUUUUCAUUACGUGAUAAUUCGCACCUAGUUACAGUUUCUUACAAAUGUUUAAACCAAAAUUAAUGCGUACAUAGUUGAUUAAUACUCUGCAAAUGCAGUGUGAAAAUUUCUAGAAAAUUUCUAAAACUUCUCACAGCAACAAAAGUGACGUCAUCAACUGAUUGUGUUGCCCCUAGCAACGUUAAAAUUUACCGUGCGAGUAGGAAGUAUACUGUAAUUAAACUCUCUUGUUAGUCUGCAGGUUCAUUUUCAUUACCGCUGUAGCACRUCAUUGGCUUUCCAAUGGUAUGCAUUUUUAUCCAAUCACUGCACGAAACAACGUCAUUAUACAAUAUUUUCCCGCUCAAACGAAAUUUUGUCGCGCGCCCCAAAGUAUUUUUUAUCUAGAACAGAAAUUAUUUUUGUAAUCUAUCACAGAUGAUAUAUUCUAAGUUUUUAUGUUAUUUUUCUAUUCUAUUGAGUAAUAUACAAAUAUUCCUUUUUCUUUUACUACCAAAUUUGAAUUCCCUUUAUAUCGUUAUUUCCAAAAUAUAUACAUUUA